Messenger RNA from Paraphaeosphaeria sporulosa, 438 nucleotides. RefSeq lists its product as uncharacterized. The record is from RefSeq and is a predicted model, not a curated record. Lineage: Eukaryota; Fungi; Ascomycota; Dothideomycetes; Pleosporales; Didymosphaeriaceae. The annotation marks the transcript as partial. The transcript has a single exon.
AUGUCGACAUUCUCGUUCAAGCUUGACCCUGCGUCGCUGCCGAAGCUCAAUGCACGCGGCGACAACUUCCCAGAGUACCGCUCCGCCUGGACCGUCGCCUUCCGGUACGCUGGCCUAUGGCCGAUCAUCUCCAAGAAGAAGUCGCGACCCGCUGCCCUCGCAGCAAACACGGAAGCGGCUGCUCUGGCUGCUCGAUCAGAGGCAAUCGACGCAUGGGACGCCGACGACACCAAAGCUCUCGUUAUGAUCCUCUCCUCUGUUCACAACGACCUGACACAGCAGGUCGCUGACUGUGAGACAUCGCCCGCCGCCUGGGACUACCUGACCAGCCGCUUUGAUCGCGACACUGGCCAAUCGUCCAUUAUGUUGUUCCGCAGCCUCACCAACCUGCGGUAUCGCGAUGGCGACGACCUGCGCCUCCACCUUGACGAGUUUCAC